Zophobas morio is the source of this 552-nucleotide messenger RNA. RefSeq names its product DNA polymerase epsilon subunit 4-like. Gene Ontology annotation, cellular component: nucleus; epsilon DNA polymerase complex. The coding region runs from base 172 to 522 and encodes 116 amino acids. Gene Ontology annotation, biological process: DNA-templated DNA replication. Gene Ontology annotation, molecular function: protein heterodimerization activity. The transcript has 3 exons. NCBI's taxonomy places the organism in Eukaryota, Metazoa, Arthropoda, Insecta, Coleoptera, Tenebrionidae. The record is from RefSeq and is a predicted model, not a curated record.
CAUUUCGACCACGCAGGGCCGCCAAUGUUCCCCGAAGUGACACUUCUGAUGUUACUUUACGAAUUUACAACUCAAACAACAGCAUUCAGGUGUUGUGGCAGCCUGUUUUUGAAAAACCCGCCAGUGAGGUUAUGUUCAAUCAUUUAAUUUCACUUGAAAAUUGCAUUUAAAAUGGAAGAAGUGGCAGAAGUAGAUGUGGAAGAUGUCGAAAAUGAAAAGUCACAAUCUACCGAAACGCUAGAAGUGGUGGAAGCUUUAGCAUCAAACGAAAAACCGAAGUUUGUUAGAUUACCAUUAACCCGAAUCAAGCACAUCAUGAAAAUGGAUCCCGACUGUAGUUUAAUUAGCCAAGAUGCCUUAUUCCUUGUCACAAAGUCCACGGAAUUAUUCUUAGAAUAUCUUGCGAAAGAAUCUGCCAAAUUUAUGGGAAUGGGGAAGAGAAAGACCGUCCAGAAGCGCGACGUGGAUGCCGCUAUUGAUAACGUGCCUAGUUUGUGUUUUCUUGACGGUGCCUUAGAAUAGUGAUUAUAAUAAAAGACUUUUUACUGACAA